Molecule: messenger RNA, 4693 nt
Organism: Seriola dumerili (greater amberjack)
Lineage: Eukaryota; Metazoa; Chordata; Actinopteri; Carangiformes; Carangidae
Gene: kcnt1b
Product: potassium sodium-activated channel subfamily T member 1
Exons: 29
Coding region: 78-3545 (1155 amino acids)
Biological process (GO): potassium ion transport
Cellular component (GO): membrane
Molecular function (GO): intracellular sodium-activated potassium channel activity
Source: RefSeq, a predicted model, not a curated record
UCGACCCAGACGUCAAGACCGAUGUACAGAAAACCCCAGAGCCCACCUGGGUCAACCCCGCCAGCCCUCUCCGGACCAUGGGCUCUUUCGGGAGCGAUGCCGGCCAAAGGGUGCAGGUGGAGUUCUACGUGAACGAAAACACCUUUAAGGAGAGGCUGAAGCUUUUCUUCAUCAAAAACCAAAGGUCAAGCCUGAGAAUCCGCCUGUUCAACUUCUCAUUGAAGAUUCUCACUUGUGUCCUGUACAUAGUGAGAGUCAGCCUGGAUGACCCCAAGGAUUUAAAUGGCAACCCAUGCAGUCCAAUGUGCCGGAACAACAGUUGGACAAACACAGCAGAGUCAUCAGAAAUCAAGUGGGACCUGAUUUUCUGGGUGAACAGAAGGGAGUCGGUGUGGGCGAUACAGGUGUCGGUGGCCUUAAUCAGUUUCUUGGAGACCAUGCUUAUCACAUAUCUCAGCUACAAGGGGAACAUUUGGGAGCAGAUCUUCCAGAUAUCCUUCAUAUUGGAGAUGAUCAAUUCAGUGCCAUUUAUAAUCACAAUCUUCUGGCCUCCAUUGAGAAACAUAUUCGUCCCUGUAUUUCUUAACUGCUGGCUUGCCAAAGGUGCCCUGGAGAACAUGAUUAAUGAUUUCCACCGUGCCAUCCAGAGGACCCACUCUGCCAUGUUCAACCAGGUGUUCAUCCUUAUCUGCACCUUACUGUGUCUGGUUUUCACUGGAGCUUGUGGGAUCCAGCACCUAGAGAGAGCAGGGAAGCACCUGACCUUGUUUGACUCGUUCUAUUUCUGCAUCGUCACAUUCUCCACUGUGGGCUAUGGGGACGUAACGCCACAGAUCUGGCCCUCGCAGCUGCUGGUGGUCAUUCUCAUCUGUGUUGCCCUGGUGGUCCUCCCACUGCAGUUUGAAGAACUAGCGUACCUGUGGAUGGAGAGCCAGAAGUUAGGAGGAAACUACAGUCGUCACCGCGCACAGACAGAGAAGCAUGUGGUGUUGUGUGUCAGCUCACUGAAGAUCGACCUGCUAAUGGAUUUCCUCAAUGAGUUCUACGCUCAUCCCAGACUGCAGGACUAUUACGUGGUGAUUCUGUGCCCGACAGAGAUAGACAUUCAGGUUCGCCGUAUCCUCCAGAUCCCUCUGUGGUCUCAGCGGGUUAUCUACCUGCAAGGAUCUGCCCUCAAAGACCAGGACCUGAUGAGGGCCAAGAUGGAUGACGCCGAGGCCUGCUUCAUCCUGAGCAGCAGGAACGAAGUUGAUCGAACUGCUGCUGACCACCAGACUAUUUUGAGGGCCUGGGCUGCGAAGGACUUUGCUCCAAACUGUCCCCUCUACGUCCAGAUUCUCAAACCAGAAAAUAAAUUUCAUGUUAAGUUUGCUGAUCAUGUAGUGUGUGAAGAGGAGUUCAAGUAUGCCAUGCUGGCACUCAAUUGUGUGUGUCCAGCCACGUCCACCUUAGUCACGCUCUUGGUUCACACCUCCAGAGGACAGGAGGGACAGCUGUCACCAGAACACUGGCAGAAGAUGUAUGGCCGCUGCUCGGGAAACGAGGUCUACCAUAUCCGCUUGUGUGACAGCAAGUUUUUCGGGGAGUACGAUGGAAAAAGCUUCACCUACGCUUCCUUCCAUGCCCAUAAGAAGUAUGGUGUGUGUUUGAUCGGGGUGAAGAGGGAGGACAACAAGAGCAUCCUCCUGAACCCCGGCCCCCGCCAUAUCAUGGCUGCCGCUGACACCUGCUACUACAUCAACAUCACCAAGGAGGAGAACUCAGCCUUCAUCUUCAAACAGGAGGAGAAGCACAGCAAAGGUCUGGCCGUCACCGGCCUCUACGACGCCCCCUCCAGGCUGCCUGUGCACAGCAUCAUCGCCAGCAUGGGCACUGUAGCCAUAGAUCUCCAGAACCCUGAUCCGCCCGAGGAGAGCGGCAAACUGACCUUGCCGACGGAAAACGGCGCUGGGAGCCGCAGACCGAGCAUUGCACCUGUCCUGGAGAUCGCCGACUCCUCUGCCAUCCUGCCCUGCGACCUGCUCAGCGACCAAUCAGAGGAUGAGACCAACCAGUCAGAUGAGGAGGGCUCUGUAGGGUCAGAUUUUGUGAAGGGCUACCCUCCCAACUCGCCCUACAUCGGUAGCUCUCCAACUCUGUGCCACCUCCUACCACAGAAAGCUCCAUUCUGCUGCCUUCGCCUCGACAAGGGCUGCACACAUAACAGCUUUGAGGACGCCAAGGCAUACGGCUUCAAGAAUAAGCUCAUUAUAGUGUCUGCAGAGACCGCAGGAAACGGUCUCUACAACUUCAUCGUACCUCUGCGCGCUUACUAUCGGCCCAGGAAGGAGCUCAACCCCAUAGUGCUGCUGCUGGACUACCCGCCAGACAACCACUUCUUAGAGGCAAUUUGCUGCUUUCCAAUGGUGUACUUCAUGGCUGGCACUAUUGAUAACCUGGACAACCUGCUGCAGUGUGGUAUAAUCUACGCAGACAACUUGGUCGUGGUGGACAAAGAGAGCACCAUGAGCGCUGAGGAGGACUACAUGGCAGACGCCAAGACCAUUGUCAACGUGCAGACUAUGUUCAGGUUGUUCCCCAGCCUCAGCAUCAUCACUGAGCUCACACACCCAUCCAACAUGAGGUUCAUGCAGUUCAGAGCCAAGGACUGCUACUCACUUGCUCUCUCCAAACUGGAGAAGAUAGAGCGUGACAAGGGCUCCAACCUGGCCUUCAUGUUCCGGCUGCCGUUUGCUGCAGGCAGGGUGUUCAGUAUCAGCAUGUUGGAUACGCUGCUUUACCAGUCCUUUGUUAAGGACUACAUGAUCGCUAUUGCGAGGCUUCUCCUUGGUCUGGACACCACGCCUGGCUCUGGGUACCUGUGUGUUAUGAAGGUCACAGAGGAGGAUCUGUGGAUCAGGACUUAUGGCAGACUCUUUCAGAAACUUUGUUCCUCCAGCGCUGAGAUCCCCAUAGGGAUCUACCGCACCGAGUCACACAUGUUCUCAAGCUCAGAGCCUACACAAACAUCCAGCAUUAACACUGUCACCCUGCUCUCCCAGUCUCAGGUGUCCAUCAACGUGGAGCAGGGCGAGGAGCAUCGUGAGCGUGGAGAGUCCUGGAAGGAGAAGACGGCCCACAGAAACUCCACCACGAGCGACCAAUCGGAGCACCCGCUGCUGAGGAAGAAGAGCAUGCAGUGGGCGCGGCGUCUGAGCAGGAAGAGCAACAAACCGUCAAGUCGAGCCGAGCGCAUCUCGCAGCAGAGACUCAACCUGUACCGACGCUCCGAGCGACAGGAGCUGUCUGAGCUGGUCAAGAAUCGCAUGAAGCACCUGGGCCUGCCCACCGUGGGAUAUGACGAGAUGAACGACCACCAGAACACGCUGUCCUACGUCCUCAUCAAUCCUCCUCCUGACACCAUGCUGGAGCUCAAUGACAUCGUGUACAUUAUCCGGUCUGACCCACUGGCACACAUGCCAGAGGACGCACAGGUGGGGCAGGCACGCAGCACAAGGAACCAGCAGGACUUUGGCACAGAGACAAGAGACGAGACUCACCUCUGAAACAGAAGAACAGAACAGCUGUCUAUUGUGAAUGUGCAUUAUGUGUCUCUCAGGCUCAGACCAGAAACAAUCAGACAGCGCUGAGAGACCUGUUGUUUCCCACUGAGCUGCUACAGGAGGAUGCAUGAAGAGUGCCUCGUCACCCCAACUCCACUCACAUGCCUCUACUAACUGUACUAAUACACAUCGCCCUCGCUAAACAGUCUGGAACUGAGAACAAGGUACUGGAAAUGACUCCCUCAUCCCCACUAACCAAAGGUCUGAGAGGUUUGAUUGCUGUUGUGAGAGGUCUUUGGACAGUCAGAGGAUUUUUUUUGUGCAUAUAUAGGAUAUUAAACCAUUCUUUCGCCCAACAAUGUUUUGCUCAGGGGUGAAGUUGCCCUCACACCGUGACUCAGACCGACUUCCUCUGCACCUGUUUCUACCUAAACUCACAAAAGAACUGAAUCUCGGGGCAACUACACCCUCCUCCACACCGUCAUCAUCAUGUUUUUUAAAGAGAACGGUAAAUGCUUUGAAUUUCUAGCUCUUCAAGCAUUUACCAUGAAAUUACAAUACAUGUGCACUUUUCCUUAAUUUAUUACAGAUGUUUUAGUUUGUAUUGACUGUUUGUAUGCUCUUUAUCAGACAGGAUUUUCAUUUUCUUUAUGAGCACAAACUUUUUUACAACAAACUGUCCCCUGGCAUUUUUAAUCAGCCAUAUAAAAAAAUAUUUUCUGUUAUGUUUUUGGAAACUAAUUUUUGUUGUAGUUAUUGUUGAAAAGUGAAUAUUGUUAAUUUAUUUCACUAUUUAUAUAACAGUCUCAGAUUAUGUCUGCUCUACUAUAUGUGCCAUUUUGUUUAUUUUUUGAGAUAUUUAAAUGUUUAAAUUUGUACAUCAGUGCCAUUCUGCAUCUAUUUUUAUGAUAUCAGUGUUAGUGUUUUUUAUUUUAGAACCUGGCCAAUACAUAAAUCAUACACCUGCAGUAUAGAAAUACCAAAAGAAUACUGGUAAAUGAGGGAUAUAUUCAUACAAAAUAUGAAUUACUCAUUUGUAUCAGCUAUUUCAACAAUCAUAAAUUAAGUUAAUGUUAAUAAUACAGGCUUGCCCACACCCUGCACUACUUAAUUUACUAGAAAUCAGUAUAGGUUAUUGUAAUUCUAUAAGC